AUGCCUGAAAAUGAACAUGACAAGGUCCCCGAUUUUCCUUGGGAGCUGGGCGUCUACGAUGCCCACUGUCACCCCACGGACACCAUUUCGUCAAUAUCUGACAUUCCAAGGAUGAAAGCAACGACCCUCACAGUCAUGGCCACUAGAGCAGAGGAUCAGGGCCUUGUAUUUCAGAUAGCUAAAGACCUUAACAAUGAAAAACUGACUGUGCAGGAUGUCGAGAUGGAUCGCGUGCUUCCAUGCUUUGGAUGGCAUCCAUGGUUUUCACACCAAAUCAUCGACGAUCAGGAGCCAUCAUCGGAGGCAGCGCAGGGCGUCCUGGAUCCUGAGAGCAAGAAGAUACAUUAUCAGAAAGUCUUAACACCAGCUCCAGAAGAUGAAAACUUCAUUUUUUCUUUACCUGAUCCAAAACCCCUCUCACAAUUCAUCUCCGAAACACGCGAACGGCUACUAUCUUUCCCACAUGCUCUGGUUGGCGAGGUGGGCCUUGACCGUGCUUUCAGACUUCCAAAGGCCUGGACCCAGCAGGAGGCUGACAAUCGGAACGUGCAAAUAACGCCUGGAUCUCGUGAAGGUCGGAGACUCUCACCCUACAGGGUGCACAUGGAACACCAAAAGGCUAUUCUUAAAGCCCAGCUUCGCCUCGCCGGGGAACUUCGACGACCAGUCUCGGUACACAGUGUCCAAGCACAUGGAGCGGUGUUUGAUGUCUUCAAGGAGCUAUGGUCCGGCCAUGAGCGCAGAGUACCAUCGCGACGGGAGAGACGAAGACGUCUUAGCGUUGAAGGUGCUCACGCGGAGAGCGACGCGGAAGACGAGCAAUUGCGAAAGUCACUAAAGCGCGAAGGUCCACCUCUCCCAUAUCCACCCCGGAUCUGUAUGCAUUCGUACUCAGGUCCUGUGGAGCAAUUGAAGCAAUUUCUGAACCCUUCCAAUCCCUCGGACGUCUACUUCUCCUUUUCCAAUGUGAUCAAUUUCAGCGGACCGUCGUCUCAGAAAGUCAUCGCAGUUAUCAAAGCUUUGCCAGAGGACAGAGUACUCAUUGAGAGUGACCUUCACACUGCUGGACAGCAGAUGGAUGAUUUGCUCGAGGAAGUUGCCCGGCAGAUCUGUGAGCUCCGUGGCUGGUCUUUACAAGACGGGGUCCAACGACUGGCAGAUAACUGGAAACGGUUUGUGUUUGGGUAG
Messenger RNA from Aspergillus lentulus, 1188 nucleotides. Its product is annotated as TatD family hydrolase. Lineage: Eukaryota; Fungi; Ascomycota; Eurotiomycetes; Eurotiales; Aspergillaceae. Gene Ontology annotation, molecular function: hydrolase activity, acting on ester bonds. The record is from RefSeq and is a predicted model, not a curated record.